Messenger RNA from Hyposmocoma kahamanoa, 863 nucleotides. RefSeq names its product protein lifeguard 1-like. The coding region runs from base 1 to 735 and encodes 244 amino acids. Gene Ontology annotation, cellular component: membrane. Lineage: Eukaryota; Metazoa; Arthropoda; Insecta; Lepidoptera; Cosmopterigidae. The transcript has 5 exons. The record is from RefSeq and is a predicted model, not a curated record.
AUGUUCCAGGAAGGAUACGCACCUCCACCAGGCAUGAACGAUUACUCACAAGGCGAAGAUGGAGGCGUCACCUUCGACUUCGAUGAUCAAAGUAUACGGAAAGGAUUCAUUAGGAAGGUGUACUCCAUUCUAAUGGUACAACUGUUAAUCACAAUGGGUUUCAUCGCAUGGUUUCUCUUCCACGAGCCCACCAAACGAUGGAUAUACGCCAAUGCAUGGCUAUUCUGGGUAGCUUUGGCAAUGGUAUUUGUCACAAUUAUUGCAAUGGCGUGCUGUACCAACGUGCGACGUCAGGUGCCCAUGAACUACAUUUUCCUAUUUACCUUUACUUUGGCCCAAAGUUUUCUUCUUGGUGUCGCUACCAGCGCCUAUGAUGUCAAAGCUGUAUUCAUGGCUGUGGGCAUAACAGCAGCCUUGUGCUUAGCACUGACGCUGUUCGCCUUCCAGACUAAGUGGGACUUCACCGUGAUGGGGGGUAUGCUUUGUUGCUUACUCAUGACGCUGCUCGUUUUUGGAAUCGUGGCGUACUUCGUGCGAAACGAGAUUCUAAGCCUAGUGUAUGCGUGCUUGGGAGCUCUCCUCUUCUCCUUCUAUCUUGUCUACGACACCCAACUGAUGUUGGGUGGCAAGCAUAAGUACAGCAUAUCUCCUGAGGAAUACAUCUUUGCCGCAUUGAACUUGUAUCUAGACAUAGUCAACAUAUUUCUGUACAUUCUUCAGAUUAUUGGCCGAUAAAGGAUACAAGUUUACAUUUUGUUUUAUCACAUUAAAGGCAAGACUUACAGAGUAGAAACUGUAUAAUAAAAAUCAAUAUAAAAUAAACUGUUGAACACUGUGAUCCAAUCCAAAAGUGAAGUUUUAUA